CUAAACGAUGUAAAGCUUGGUGACGCUGUUUACGUUGAAAAGAUCGAGUGAGGUACCCUACGAAUCGGUUCGAAAACAAUGUGCAAAUAAGAUUUGGGUGUUUCGUUAAAAAGUGACAUUUGGUGACUUAUGCGCAUAGUGUAAGCACGAUGAGUUUUCUAUCAUCCUUAAGCCAAUAUGUGGCGGGAGUGGCAGACAGUGUGGCCGGAUUGGCCCUAUCUCCGCGCCGUGUUCCGCCAUCACGUCAUCGGUCAGCUGAGGAGUCACAACAACAACCGCAAUCCUCAGCUGCAACCAUGAGAGGUUUUCCUCGAGUUUUACCAACGGAAGGUGCAUCAGCUCUGAACGCUCGAAGGAGGACUUUGGAUUGCCUGGCUCCAGCCUCCUCUCCAAGGCGGGGUGGAUCGUUACGCGUGCCUCGACACCAACAACCACCAGAAAAACCAUCUAUGGCUUUCUGCAAGCGUCGCCUGUCUUGGCCUGAAGUCGAUAACUCUGUUAAUUCCGGGGUUCAAGACACCGAUGGUUCAUACUUCGAAAGCUUCACGGCUCUAUCUUGGCGACAAGAAAAUCGACGUCUAGCUGCCCUGCGUUUGGCUGAAGCUAGAGCUGAACGUCCGCCGCCUGCUCCUCAUGAUCUUGGCUUACCAAGCGUCUCGGCUCAGCUGUCACACAAAGAGCAUGAACAUCUUUACACUGAGGUCCUAUACUGCAUUGAGAACGCAGUAGGCGCACCAGCCCCAGGCGGACAAUUCGCAGCAUACAAGGAAGAGGUGAUUGAAUAUGCCCGACGGGCUUUCCGCGUUUCAUCAGAAGUACACGCCAGGGCACUUAGGGCUGCAGACAGUGAACGCCCACCUACCGUAGUGUUGGGCUGCGCUGUUUUAGAAGCUGAUGGUCUUGAAGCUAAAGACGCUAAUGGCUUCAGCGACCCUUAUUGCAUGCUGGGUAUCCAGCCAGCAUCGCUGCCAGCUUCUCCCCGGGCGUCGGAAGAUGAAGGUCGCAAACAUGGCUUCAGGCUGAGCUUCAAACGGCGAGACGGGCGCCAGCAACGAGACAGUCUCGGGAGAUUGCCAGCUCGAUACAUUCGCGCCACAAGUGUGCGACCUCAUACUCUCUCGCCUAAGUGGAAUGAAACAUUCAAAUUUGAUAUAGACGAUAUAUCAUCGGAUGUUCUACAUCUGGAUAUCUGGGAUCAUGAUGAUGAGAGCUCAGUCCUAGAUGCAGUAUCUCGGCUUAAUGAGGUGCGAGGUGUUCGUGGUCUAGGCCGUUUUUUCAAGCAGGUCUGCCAAAGCGCUAGGCAGGGAAGCCAGGAUGAUUUCCUAGGGUGUGUAAACAUUCCAUUACGAGAGAUCCCAUCUACUGGAGUAGAGGCGUGGUACAAGUUGGAUGCUCGAUCUCAACGCUCAUCUGUUCAAGGCCGUAUUCGGCUUAGGCUUUGGCUGUCUGCCAGAGAGGCUGGUAGACACGAUGACGAUAACUGGCAACAGGUCCGUCAACAUGAGCGCCUUUUUGGAGUUCUACUUGCCCACGAAGUUGAAACAGCGGCUAACAUUGCAUGUGAGGGUGCUGAAAGUGACAGCCACGUGUGGGAAGGUGAUCUUUGUGGGGCAGCUCAAACGUUGUUGCAUCAGCACGCCGUGCAGGGGGAUUUGAGUUCUCUCCAGGCAGCGAUUGCUCGCUUUGCAGCAGCUUGCAGACUUAACAGCGAGGCUCCUCUUGAUCCCAAGUAUAUGUUCAAACUGCUCAACGAACUGGAAAGAGCAUGGUGCGCCAGCGAGGCUUUAGUCGGAAGUGGUAGUGGUGAUGCCGGCGCGUGCGCAUCUAGAGAUGAAGAGCGUUGGUUAGCCGAUUGCUUUGGCGAGUUAGUUGAACGGGCCUUACACCAGCUAAGGCUUCACCGGGAUCUAUACCCGGUGCUUCAUCACCUAAGUUUGAACAAAUUGGAAUAUCUCCUGAGGUGUUUGAACCAGCUGUCGCAAAUGAAAGCUUUUUGGCGUUGCUGUCCAUUCAGCAAGGAAAUGAGAAGUGAAAUAGUAGGAGCCCUUCGCAAGGGAACAGCUGAGUGGUACGACGCGCUGUGUGCCCAAGAUACGGAGUCAGAACGCGGUGAAGACCUAGUCAACCUCCUCACGCUAGUUCAAAUUGACCUGCAACAAGGGCUUACAUACUAUCACCCGUUAUUUGAAACAACAAACAACGUACCCUACUUCAACGUGGUGUUCACACAAAUCGAUAAAAUGGUAUCCGAAGAUGUGAAGCAAUGUGUCGAGCACUGGAUCUCUGAAGGCUGGUGCGGCGUUGCUGAAGAGGAAGGCUAUGACGAACACGUAUGCAACAUAGUAGCAGCAAAGACAUUGCCAUUCGAAGUACUAGCAGCAGUGAGGGAGCUGAGUGCAGCCGCUGCGCCUGCGCCGCUGCCUCACCCGCACGACCCACCACCACAACUACUCGACGCCUACCAAUGGUUCGAGCCCCUGAUCGAUCGUUGGUUGGCGGUCACCAAAACUAUGGCGUUGCAAAGAGUGCGAGCAGCUGUAGAACUUGAUCGACCCGUUGACGGAGAACACAUUGUGAAACAUAGCACAUCCUCAGUGGAUACAGCGGCAUGUUUAUAUCACAUGAGGCUUGUCUGGCGUUCCAUCGGUGGGGCUGAAGAAGGUACUCUAGGAGGAAGCGUGAGGCUUCUUGAGGCGGCUUGUGCAACCGCUUUGCACUACGCCGACUUAGUACACGGUGCAUUAGCUGAUCAGGGAUAUUACGAAAACCAUGGUCAGAAUAAAUCAACUGAAGAGAUUUGUACAAUUGUUAACAAUUUGGAGUAUGUUCGCCGUUCUCUGUCAGAAUACGACGAUGAGCAGAUUUCUAACGACGAGAAUUCCCGCCAACUGGUUCGCGGUGCUUUGGGUACCCUAGAGUGUCGGUCGAUCCGUGCCGCCGUUCCGCUUGCGGUGAGGGCUCGGCCCCCUCUCCGCAAGGCUGUCUUCCACCUCGCCUGGUCUCCUGACUCACUCCCCACACAGCAGGCAAUAACACCGCUAUUGGAGUAUUUGGAUCAACAUCUAUCAUCUUUGAACACGUGGUUGUUGCCUCGAGCCUUCACAAGGGCUUUAGCGGCCUGUUGGAACGCUGUGCUCAAGGAGGUGUCGAAUCAAGCAGACUCCGGAGGCGCAGAGAAACCCCGGGUCUAUCAUCACAGAUUAAAGGAAGCGUUGGAUCUUCUUGCUGAAUUCAUCCACGCCGAAGGAAAAGGUCUUCCAAUGACGGAAGUGCACAAUGCCGAAUGGAAACGUCUAGAACAGCGAAUGCAAUAUCACCAAGCACCAACUGAAGAGUUGCUAGAGAUUUGGCUAGAGGACCGGUUAACAGAUCAAGGGCGGACACCAUUGCCUUCGCCUUAUGGGUCCAUCUUAAUCAGAGUGUACUUCAAUCACGACUCGCUAUGUGUGGAAAUACUGUCGGCGCGUGACGUGAUUCCGCUCGAUCCGAACGGAUUAAGCGACCCUUUCGUGGUCCUCGAGUUGCUACCCAAGAGGCUCUUCCCUAAAACACACGAACAGACCACUAAUGUACAAAAGAAAACACUGAACCCCGUGUGGGACGAGUGUUUCGAGUUUGCCGUGUCCUUGGAGGCAUGUCGAUCACCGCAAGCGACCCUGGCUUUAUCCGUGUGGGAUCGGGAUGUGCUAACCGCGGAUGAUUUCGCCGGGGAAGCAUUUGUACCCAUCUCACGUGUGCCCGGCGUCAAUAGUCACGCACCGCCGGACCCUCUGAGGCCCAUAGAGCUACCACUUAUGCAGUUACACGAUAGGGGACACCCGAUUUUGCAGAUUCUGGAAUCUCGAAACACGGACAAAAUGGCUAUUGAUUUCGUAAAAAAACAAAAACUGCGAUUCGCUGAAUAAAUAUUCGUUUAAUUUCAAUUGUAUUUACAGAUAUAAAACUAUCCUUCGCUGUUUCUGUCUGCACAACGUCCAUUUAACAUUUCGACAAUAUAUUAUUGAAAAGUAUAUUUAAAAAGAUUUCGAUGUAUUUAAAGAGUUGGUUUUUACAAAAGUAUUACGAUAUAAGAAAAUUUUAUCAGUAUUAAAUUAUAGAUGUAUAUGUAUAAUUAAUGUGUACCAAAGACUGUAUCUUGUAUUGAGAGAAUAUUGCGUAUGUUGGUUUUCUAAAUAUAUAUGUAUUAUGUAUGUAUAUUUACUGUAUAGCCUGCACUCUCAGAGCUUAUGUCCCUAGUUGUUAGAAUCUAGUAGAAUAUCCCGACCAAGUAUUAUAAGACUUGUUGUUGUCUUUGUAGUUCUCUAUGAAUAUGUAAGACCUGAACAAACGUAGCAAUUUCACCUUCAACCAAAUAUAUUCAUAAUACAAGUUUCAUAAAAUUAUCGAAAAGUAUCGCGUACUUGAACCACGAGAUUAUAAAAGUAUAUUAAAUGUUUCCGACGAAUGCGUGUAAAUUCAGUGCUAAAGUCGUUUAAAACAAGAAAGGGACAUGCGUAUCUUUAUCUGAAUCAUUCAUCCAAUCAUCCAAAAUUUAAUAUGCCGAGACCUAUACAUAGAUCCAGGUUUUAUAACGUUGAAUUUAGACACCAUGCUUGCAUAAUAUCCAGAAAAAAUAAUAGAAGUAUGCAAUCUUUUUUUAAAUGAGGGGAAUGCAUUUCCGCACUGCCUACCCACUAAACCCCUCCGACCAAUCACGUCACUAUUGAAGUAACUUGGGGUCGCGUAAGCAUUCUACCAAGAGACCCCGUAACUGGCUGCUAAAGCAACCAUCUUUCAUUACAUUGCAAUCGCCUUACAAGACAUUACAGAAGGGUUGCAAUUUCUUGCACCCAACACAUGAUUCGCCGGCAUGUUCUCGUUCGCACAUACAACGCAAUGUGGUACUUCGUCACAUGUGGCAGAUUUGUGUCCCGCUUUUCCGCACCUAUAGCACACAUUGCUACGGUCUACAGUGGAUGACCAAGACGCCCGUGAGAAGUAUGCAAUCUACUACUAGGAUACAUUUGGUUUAUUAUCAAAUUGCUACGUUUGAACGGUCCCAUCUCAACCAUAGAGUCGUUUAAUUUAAUUUCGUUAUCAAUAACCCUCAUGGCUUUGCCUUCUGAUCUUUCCUUUCUUGCACAGCUCUCACCGCAAAACUUUGUGCCACAACCUAAGCUUUAAUAUGAGCUUCAGAGCGUUGAGAAGUUCUAUCAUAUCUAGUUCUUGUCUUGUCGACUGAUUUUUCAUUGUUAGCCUUAAGUAUUUGUAAUUAUGGAUAUUUAGUAUUUUAUAAUCGAUGUGAAAAUUUUCAAUGUGUAUACAAUUGUAGAAUCGUAUUGAUGUUUAUGAAGUAAGAUUUCUAUGCGAAUUUUCGGCUUGACUUCAUUAGAGCUUUUAUUGUUAAACGAUAAUGUAUUUUAUUUACACAACACUGAACUAUUUUUGUAUUUUAUUUUUUUCGAAAUACUUUAUCGCUAUUGAUUUAUCGAAUGCCAAAUUAAUGUGCGUUUUUUACAUCUUUUAUUCAUAUCAUUGAUAAGUGGAAAUAUAUUACAAAGCAAAUAUCACACAAAUCAAUAGUUUGUCACGAAUUUUUGAAACGAUGCAUUAUGUCAUGAAACUUAUUGUGGUAACUAUUACUAUUAUAAUAAUAAUAUUUUAAAUUCCAACCAGAGAUUGGAUAAAUUUUAUAUGAAAUUGUAUUAGUGAUUGGAAUCACUAUCUGAAACAUAUACUUUAUAUUAAUGUAUCCUAUAACGAAAAAAAAAUCUUGAAGAUUUUUAGUUUCCUAUUGUCCAGCCAUUUUGUCUUAUGUCUACAAACUACUAUAAUGUCCAAAUUGUAUUUAAAUCAAAUACGAACAAUCCAUAUCCACUUGAUAAAAAAAUUAUAUCACAGAGCUUAUUUAUUAAGAAUUAAAAUUUUUAUAUUCUUAUUUACCUGAACAGUACUUUAAUGUCAAUUAAUGUUUAGGCUAAAAUUUUCUUAUACCAAAUAUGACAUUAAUUCUUACAUUGCAGAGGUGAAUAUUUUUUCAGAUUUUAAACACAUCUACGGAAAUGUAUUUGAUAUUUUUGGCCGAUAUUCAAUAUGUUAUUGUAUAAAGUUCUAUAACUGACAGUUUUUAUUAGGUACGUUACGAUUUGUUAAAACAUGUAGAAACGUUUGUCCAAUAAAGCUUAGUAAUAUGCAACUUUUCGCUGCUAUUAUUUGAUGUUCUUUUCUCUAGAACGAUAAAUAUUGUAUCCGUGUAAUCAAAAAAUGUAGUUGGUGUAAUGUAUAAAUGUUUUGUGAUUAUGUUCCUAGCUCAUAGACUGUAUAAGAAUAAUUU
Messenger RNA from Pieris brassicae (large cabbage white), 6313 nucleotides. RefSeq names its product BAI1-associated protein 3 (gene unc-13-4A). Lineage: Eukaryota; Metazoa; Arthropoda; Insecta; Lepidoptera; Pieridae. The record is from RefSeq and is a predicted model, not a curated record. The coding region runs from base 150 to 3905 and encodes 1251 amino acids. The transcript is spliced from 26 exons.